Ceratotherium simum simum (southern white rhinoceros) is the source of this 1153-nucleotide messenger RNA. The record is from RefSeq and is a predicted model, not a curated record. NCBI's taxonomy places the organism in Eukaryota, Metazoa, Chordata, Mammalia, Perissodactyla, Rhinocerotidae.
GCGAGGGAGCCCGCAGUGCGGAGCAGGGGCGCGGCGCUGGGCGGGGGACGCGGGCCGGGCUGUGGCCUUGUCUGCUUCUCCCUCCGGGGCCAGCAUGAUGACGCGCUUCGCUCUGACCGUUGUCCGACAUGGAGAAACAAGAUUUAACAAGGAGAAAAUAAUUCAAGGACAAGGAGUAGAUGAGCCUCUUUCAGAAACUGGAUUUAAACAAGCAGCCGCUGCUGGUGUAUUUCUUACUAAUGUGCAGUUUACUCAUGUUUUCUCCAGUGACCUCACCAGGACAAAGCAGACCACAUGUGGGAUUUUGGAGAAGAGCAAAUUUUGCAAAGAUAUGACAGUAAAGUAUGAUUCAAGACUUCGAGAAAGGAAAUACGGAGUUGCAGAAGGCAGGGCGCUGGGUGAGAUGAGAGCGAUGGCCAAAGCAGCUGGAGAAGAAUGCCCUGUAUUCACACCAUCCGGAGGAGAGACCUUAGACGAGGUGAAAAUGCGUGGAAAAGACUUUUUUGAAUUUCUUUGUCAACUGAUCUUGAAAGAGACGGGUCAGAAAGGACAGUUUUCACAAGGAGCUCCAAGCAACUCCCUGGAAACUUCUUUGGCAAAGAUAUUUCCUUUAGGAAAACACUGCUUCUCCGAAUUUAAUUCAGACAGCGGUGCUCCAGGAUUAGCAGCCAGUGUCUUAGUUGUGAGUCACGGCGCUUACAUGAGAAGCCUGUUUGGUUAUUUUCUGACUGACCUUAAGUGUUCCUUACCAGCAAGUCUGAGCAAAUCUGAACUGUCAGCCAGCCCCAAUACGGGGAUUAGUGUCUUUAUCGUAAACUUUGAGAAAGGAAGAGAAGCUCAACCAACAGUUCAGUGUGUUUGUAUGAACCUGCAGGAGCAUCUCAACAGAGUGACUGAAAUGUGCUAAAUUUAAAUCUACGUCAAAAUCUAACGAUUUUGAGCCUCUGAGGGAGUGCCUUUGACUCUGUUUCCAUCCUCUGCUAGUGCUGAUUUGGAAACAAUUAAAAAGCCGUCUAGCAUGGCAUGUUAUAAAGCUCGAAUGGAAUCAUAGCCACAAAAAACACUAAUGGAAAACCAUUUAGAAUUGACUUAUUUUGUCUGAGUACAGCUGGCAUUUCCCAGAGUAAUUUUACCACCAUGCUUGGUUACUUCU